Fusarium venenatum is the source of this 273-nucleotide messenger RNA. The record is from RefSeq and is a predicted model, not a curated record. Lineage: Eukaryota; Fungi; Ascomycota; Sordariomycetes; Hypocreales; Nectriaceae.
AUGAACGCCGACGACCUUGUCCACCCCGAGGUUGACAAUUACCCCUCUUGGAACUACGUCCAUAGGAACGGAUUGGCUGUUGUAUGCUGCAACAACAUGCGGAAGGAUAAUAUACUCCCAACGCAGCAUCAGAUGAAGUGGAGUGAUCUGAUUACUAUAAGCUGUGUUGCUGUGUUGGCAGAAGAGGGUGUGCCCGCAGACGCGAUGAAGAAUUGUUUGGCCAUAUGGCGAAACAAUAUCAUCGAUACGGACAUGACGCGUCUUAUCAGGUAA